AUGCGGGCACCGCGGCCCUGCAGCGUCUGCGGGGCGGCCGGGGCGGCCAAGUACCGCUGCCCGCGCUGCGCCGCCGCCUACUGCUCCGUGCCGUGCUGCAGGACCCACAAGGAGCGAUGCACGCCGGAGCCGAAGCAGGAGCGGGAGCGCUCCCUGUCCCCUUCGCCCGCAGACAGCCCCUGGUCGGUGGAGGACAUCCUGACAGAAGAUGACGAGCAGGACCGCGUCCCGCUGCAGAAGCUCAAGCUGUUAGGGGAAUCAGAAGAACUGAGAGGCUUGCUCCGGAAUCCACACCUCAGGCAGCUACUACUGACAGUUGAUCAAGCAGAAGAUAAAAGCUCCCUCAUGAAAAAGUACAUGCAGGAGCCACUAUUUGUUGAGUUUGCAGACUGCUGUUUGCGAAUUGUUGAACCUCCAGAGAAGGAGAACAUUCUUCCUGAGUGAGCUACUUUGGGAACAUUUUUCUUUGAGAUUUUUCUUUCCCUCUGGCAGAAGAGAGCACCCCCUGCUACUGUCGUGCACCAUUCUGUGUAUUUCCUCGAGGUUUGGUCACACUUCGCUCGUGGAUGUCAGUGCUCCAAUUUCCAAUGUAGAGUUGAUGAUAAACAGUGGCAUAGCGUUGGACAGAUUUCUAGAUACUAGGAAUUAAACUUGAUGUUCUGUGGACUUGCUUUCUGUCGGUACAGAAAUACUGUCAACCUUGGGAAACGUUGCUUCCCAAUGACAAUUAAUAUUAAACAUAUUUGCAUUUA
Gavia stellata (red-throated loon) is the source of this 752-nucleotide messenger RNA. It is a transcript of the gene ZNHIT3, whose product is annotated as zinc finger HIT-type containing 3. Bases 1 to 444 code for a protein of 147 amino acids. Gene Ontology annotation, molecular function: protein binding. The transcript is spliced from 5 exons. Gene Ontology annotation, biological process: maturation of LSU-rRNA from tricistronic rRNA transcript (SSU-rRNA, 5.8S rRNA, LSU-rRNA); snoRNA localization; box C/D snoRNP assembly. The record is from RefSeq and is a predicted model, not a curated record. Lineage: Eukaryota; Metazoa; Chordata; Aves; Gaviiformes; Gaviidae. Gene Ontology annotation, cellular component: pre-snoRNP complex; nucleus.